This is a messenger RNA of Gilbertella persicaria, 2526 nucleotides long. Its product is annotated as p115 like vesicle tethering protein. Gene Ontology annotation, biological process: endoplasmic reticulum to Golgi vesicle-mediated transport; vesicle fusion with Golgi apparatus; intracellular protein transport. Bases 1 to 2526 code for a protein of 841 amino acids. The record is from RefSeq and is a predicted model, not a curated record. NCBI's taxonomy places the organism in Eukaryota, Fungi, Mucoromycota, Mucoromycetes, Mucorales, Choanephoraceae. The transcript has 10 exons. Gene Ontology annotation, cellular component: Golgi stack; ER to Golgi transport vesicle membrane; cytoplasm.
AUGGAUUUCUUUUCAAGAGGUUAUACAGCACUCAGAGGCGAGCGUGGACAACCUCAGUCUGCAGACGAAACUAUUGAGAAACUCGCAGACUGUCUUGAAACUGCUACUUUACUAGAAGACAGACGCGCUGGUGUCUUGAGCUUAAAGGGUUUAGUGAGAGAUUGGCCAGAGGAAGUAGGAAACAAGAGUUUUCCUGGAUUAAUAAAAGUAUUGCAUACAGACUAUAAAGAUAUCGACAUUACAAAGUCACUUCUCGAGACUAUCACUAUUUUAUGUACUGUUCAACACCAGCAUGAUAAAGAUGAUAGAGGGUUCAAGUUUACAGAUUAUUUCAUUGAGGACUCUCGCAAUGUUACUAUUUUAUUGGAUAUUUUGGAAGAGUUUGAUUUUUAUGUGCGCUACAAUACAAUCAAACUAUUGUCUACCUUAUUGUCUAUCAGAAGUAAGCGUAUUCAAGAGUGUAUCUUAACAAACCCUAUGGGAAUUUCUCUUCUUGUGGAUAUGUUGGAUGAUAAAAGAGAUGUGAUUCGAAAUGAGGGCUUACUCUUGUUGAUUGGUUUGACUCGAAACAACACUGAAAUCCAAAAGAUUGUUACUUUCCAAGCAACUUUUGAAAAAUUGCUGGCUAUUAUUGAAGAACAGGAAGGCAUUUCAGGCGAUAUUAUUGUUCAGGAUAGUCUUACUUUGAUGCACAAUCUGUUAAGAUACAAUGUGUCUGAUCAAGUCUAUUUCCGCGAAACAAGUUGUAUUCAACAAAUCCCUGGGCUUUUAGGCUAUGUGGGUGACAGUGAAGCAGAUCAUGUUCCUUAUUCAUUUGAAGACUGGCCACCACAAAAAGUAGCCAAUACAGUUUUGGUGUUGCAGUUGAUUCGUAUCUUGACAGAGCCUGACAGUAGUAGCACACCUACAAAUCAGCGUGUGAUGGUUCAGAGUGGCAUUCUAUUACCUAUUAUUCAAUUGGGUCUUUGCUCAAACGCACCUUCCAUUGUGCGUACAGAAGCAUUGUACGCUAUCGCCUAUGUAGUUGCUGCUAACCCUGAAAACCAAAUGAUAUUUGGCAAAGUAGUAGUAGCAAGCCCACCUGUUUUCGCACAAGACGGUCAAGUAGACGUCAAUGUCGCGCCUGGUAUUCCUCGAGCUGCCAUUGUUUCCCUGAUUUCCAUUGCUGUCAGUCAUGAUGUUGGUGUUGCUUAUAGUUAUUCAAGUCGUGCUGCUGCUACUUUUGCUGUCUAUUCUUGUUUGGAAGAAAACCCGGAUGCACAGUUGGUAUUGGUAUCCACGCUCAAGACAACACCGCCUGGAGACAAUGCCAACAGUUCUUUUGCAGACAAACCCUAUUCUGCUGGAUCUCUUCUUUUGGAAGUGAUUGAAAACUGGGAGCAAUCCUUAUCUGAUCCUUACAAGGUUUGGUUUGCCUGUGAUGUCUUGUCUCAUGUUCUUCGAGGUAAUGAAAAAGCCAAACAUAUUGUCAACACGAUUGUGUUUGGUGAUGAAGCCAGUGGUGAAGAUCCAGUGCCCUUUAUGCAUCAGAUUGUAGCUCAAUUAUUAAUGUCCACUAAGAACCCCUCUACAAAUAUUCGUAUUCCUAUUGGUUAUUUGUGCUUGUUAUGUACCUGGCUCUACGAAAGUCCUAACUCUGUGAGCUUAUUUUUAUCUGAAAGCACACAUGUUCAAUUUUUGAUUCAAGAAAUGCAAUCGUCUACAAACGAUCCCACUGUGCAAGGUCUUGUUGCUUAUUUGUUAGGUAUCACAUACGAAUACAAUGAUGAUCCUUCUGCGCCAUUGAAUCGAGCAAAACUUCAAGGCAUUUACUCGAGUCGUUUAGACCAAUUCAACAGUUUAUUGGCUCGUCUUCGUGAUAGUCCUGCUGUCAAGAAUGCGCCUCAAUAUCUGCAAAUAUCUGCGGAAGAUGAGUCUGUUUCUAAUGCUACACACUCUUUACCUUCAUUAAUAUUGGACAAUGUCUUUGUGGAUCAAUUCAAAUCGACUUAUGAGCACAUUCAAAAGUCUAUUAAGAAGAAACCCACGUCAUUUAAUCGACUCGAGAGCAGAACAAAUUCACCUGCACCUUCUAGCCCUGUUGUCUCGGAUGAGGUCAUCCAAGUCUACAAGAACACAAUUGAAGAAAAAUCGAAUCAGAUCAAGUCUCUUGAAGAAAAAGUAGCUGAAUUAGAAACAUCUUUGCAAUCUUUUAGAUCUACAGAUGAAUUGAUCAGAAACGAGUUAAAGACUGCAGCUACUGAGAACACAACCUUGAAGGAACGAAUUUCUGAAUUGGAAUCUAAACUGAAAGAGACAGAGUCUAAAUUGAUAGCAGCUCCUGCUAUGAACGAAGAGCAAACUGCAAAAAUCAAUGCCUUAGAAAAACAAUUGGCUGAUGAGAAAACGAAAUAUACUGAUCUGGAAAAGGAGCAAGAAGACUUGCUUGUGUGCAUGGGUGAACAAGAUUUGGAUAUCAAAAAGUAUAAAAAGAGAUUAAGAGAAUUAGGUGAAGCUGUUACUGAUAGUGAAGACGAAGAAGAAUAA